Messenger RNA from Chanos chanos (milkfish), 2160 nucleotides. Its product is annotated as cadherin-related family member 4-like. Gene Ontology annotation, cellular component: catenin complex; membrane. The transcript has 15 exons. Gene Ontology annotation, biological process: cell migration; multicellular organism development; homophilic cell-cell adhesion. The coding region runs from base 1 to 2160 and encodes 719 amino acids. Lineage: Eukaryota; Metazoa; Chordata; Actinopteri; Gonorynchiformes; Chanidae. Gene Ontology annotation, molecular function: beta-catenin binding; calcium ion binding; cadherin binding. The record is from RefSeq and is a predicted model, not a curated record.
AUGUAUCUAAAGGAGCUACGAUGCCAUUUUCCUUUGCCAGGGUUCAUUGACCUGCCCGCCUCUGUGGACGUUUUGGAAAACACUGUUCCCAGGAAGGUUGUAGUGGAGUUUAAGAUUGAGAGCUCUGAUCCUCGUCCUGAAGUGCGGAUCCUCUCCAUCACCCCUUUUUCUUCCGUCUUCGAGACUCCAGCAGUUAACCCCACAAACGCCUCUAACAUCUUCACCGUUCAGAUGGUGUUGAAUGGCUCUGUGGACUUUGAGCAAACCAGGCUCUACAGCUUGAGUCUGGGUAUAGUUCCAGCAGACAGCCCAGUGCUGCGGAGUUUGAACAUACGUGUGAUCAACGUCAAUGACCCACCAGAGUGUGAGCCGCUGUUCCAGCUGCCAGGCGCUGAGGUUCAUAUCCCAGAAGACCAUCCUGUGCACAUGCCAUUUUAUACCGUAUUGGCCAGAGAUCCAGAUAAAAAUGAUACCAUUGCUUUCUCCAUCUGUCGAGUCUUGCCUGAGUCCUCUCGAGGGCAGUUUUAUAUUGAUGGGCGUGGCAGCAUCUCUUCCAACCAAAGCUUUGACUACCAUAAUGGGCCAAGGGCAGAAAACAGUAAAUCCAGAACAUUCUCCAGUCUAGAGUCACGGAACGUCUCCAUCUACGAGAACGGAGGGGCUGAGGAUGUGGUUGCAUCUGUUCGGGCAAACUCCGUCACCUCCAACGUGCUCUACGCUUUUGUAAAAACACAUCCAGCCUACAAGAUUGGAAGAGAGGACGGUAUCAUCAGAACCGCCUUCAAUCUGGACCUGGAGACGGAUCGAACCUUAACCCAGACUAUCCUGCUGGUUCGAGCACUCAGCCUGUCGGAAGGUCGCAGCGGGACGGCCACCGUCACCAUCAAUGUGCUGGAUGUGAACGAACACCCUCCUUUCUGCUCCCCUCCUGUCUUCGUGUUAACAGUACCAGAGACAACGGAGAUAGGAAGACGUCUGGGAAAAGUCACAUGUUUCGACAUUGACAUCAGCAAGCACAAAGUGUCUCUCACUCUAAUAGAGGACAACAUUUCCCUCUUCAAAUUCCGCCUGAGGGAUGGACAGCUCCAGGUGAAUAACAGUCUGGACUACGACGUCGCAAAUGUUGCCAACAAUAAUUUUCAGUAUGAAGCCACUAUACUGGCUACUGAUGCUGGCAGCCCCUCCCUUACAUCUGAAAUCAGAAUUUUCGUCACAGUGACUCCAGUGAAUGAAUUUGUGCCCCAGCUUGCGGCCCCCUUUGCGCUGCCUGUCCCUGAGAACGCUCGGCGUGGGUCUGUGGUCGGAGUGUUGAAGGCCACGGACGCGGACUGGCCCUUUGACUCUGUACGUUUUUCAAUUCCUGGAGACAACGAUCUACUCGCUGCCGACCCAGCAACAGGGCAGCUCUAUCUAAGGAAAGAGCUAGACUUUGAGGAACAGCACAGGCAUACUGUUACGGUGCAGUUGGUGGACUUCGGCCAGGAUGUUGACAGAACCAACAGUAAGACAGGCGUUGCAGAAAUCACCAUACAAGUUGAGAAUGUGAACGAUAACGCUCCAAUAUGUAACCCAGUUGCCUAUGAGUCCACCAUCUACUCAACCCUGGCAGCUGGAGUCCCCAUUCUCACCCUAAACUGUAACGAUCCAGAUGGAGAUGUUCUUACCACAACCAUUACCAAUGGCGCAGCUGUGGAUCGUUUCCAGAUGAACGAUCUGAGUUUGUCAUCCAAAAAUAUGUUCUCCUAUGUUCCUGACGGUGUAUACGAUGACAGCAUGUUUGUGGUGACCAUUGAAGUAUCUGAUGGGAAAUACAGUGCAAAUGCUGUGGCUUACAUUACUGUAGUGCCCUGGACAACCACAGUUCCUACCACUACCACCAAAACCACGAGAAGACCACCACAAGUCGUCACCAUGGUUACAGAAUUCUGGGAUCCAGAGCUGUGGUUUGUGGUUGUUCUUACUGUAACUGGAGCUCUGCUGUUGUUUGCCUUGGGUCUGCUAACGUGGGCUAUACUCCUGCGUGCAGAGACUGAGAAACACGCCAUGACAGAUCAUCAGCCAGCGUCUCCACACAGUGACCAGAGGUUUGAUGGGAAAGCACAAGACCCAGGUAAGAACCGUGUGAAACAGUCUUCAUCAUUUUCACUAGCAGUGUCGUAA